Trichoderma breve is the source of this 561-nucleotide messenger RNA. RefSeq names its product acetyltransferase (GNAT) family domain-containing protein. Gene Ontology annotation, biological process: N-terminal peptidyl-methionine acetylation. Gene Ontology annotation, cellular component: NatC complex. NCBI's taxonomy places the organism in Eukaryota, Fungi, Ascomycota, Sordariomycetes, Hypocreales, Hypocreaceae. The record is from RefSeq and is a predicted model, not a curated record. Gene Ontology annotation, molecular function: protein-N-terminal amino-acid acetyltransferase activity. The coding region runs from base 1 to 561 and encodes 186 amino acids. The transcript is spliced from 2 exons.
AUGGCAGGGUCGUCGACCAAGCAGCUGCCAGCCAACCUGGAGUAUAUCCAGUAUGAGCACCGGCUAGAGGGCCAGUAUCUCCCCGCCAUCCGGGCCCUCAUCUCAAAGGACUUGAGUGAGCCAUACAGCAUCUACGUCUACAGGUACUUUCUCUGCCAAUGGUCACAUCUUUGCUUCAUGGCCCUGGAUCCAGAAGACUCAUCCCUCAUCGGCGUCAUAGUCUGCAAGCUGGAGGUGCACUCAUCUCACUCGCCUCCAACUCGGCGAGGGUACAUUGCCAUGCUGGCCGUGGCGUCGCACUUCCGUGGGCGGGGAGUUGCCACCGCUCUGGUGAAGAAGGCCAUCGAUGCCAUGGCAAACCGCAAUGCCGAUGAGAUUGUGCUGGAGACUGAGGAGACCAACACAGCUGCCAUGAAGUUGUACGAGGGCCUCGGCUUCAUUCGAUCCAAAAAGUUGCAUCGGUACUACCUUAACGGCAAUAGUGCCUAUCGACUUAUCCUCCUGCUAAAGGCCGUCGACCCGGAUCAAACUUCUCUCUACGAUGAACGGCAAGUCACAUAG